AUGACCGUUGACGACGGUCCAAUAUUCCGACAGCCCCGUCGGAAACAAAUCGACGUUGGACAAGGAGGAUUUCCCGGUGGUGCGACCGGAGGAUGGAAUGCACCCUAUGGUGGUCAAGGAGGACCAGGCCGUCCACCAGGCCCACCCGGAGGCCAAUUCGUUCGAGCCCCUCCAAUGGCCACACAGAAGCGAUCGCAAAUUCCAGCAGCGGCUCUGGAAGAUAAAGCUCGAAAAUGGAAACAACUGCAAUCAAAGCGUUAUGCUGAGAAGAGAAAGUUCGGAGUGAUUGAUGCGCAGAAAGAGGAAAUGCCUCCAGAGCAUGUUCGGAAGAUCAUAAGGGAUCACGGUGAUAUGACGUCGAGGAAGUAUCGUCACGACAAGCGAGUCUACUUGGGUGCUCUCAAAUAUAUGCCGCAUGCUGUUCUGAAGCUUCUCGAAAAUAUGCCAAUGCCAUGGGAGCAGAUUCGAGAUUGCAAGAUCUUGUACCAUAUCACCGGUGCUAUCACAUUCGUCAAUGAUAUUCCGCGUGUGAUCGAACCAGUCUAUCUUGCACAAUGGGGAGCAAUGUGGAUCAUGAUGAGGCGUGAAAAGAGAGAUCGACGACAUUUCAAGCGUAUGCGCUUCCCGCCAUUUGACGAUGAAGAGCCUCCUCUUGAUUAUGCCGACAAUAUUCUCGAUGUGGAACCGUUGGAGCCAAUUCAAAUGGAAUUGGAUCCCGAAGAAGACGCAGCAGUUUCUGGAUGGCUAUACGAUCACAAGCCUUUGGCCAGCACAAGGUUCGUCAAUGGUCAAACCUAUCGCAAAUGGGCCUUCUCGAUCCCAAUGAUGUCGACGCUUUACCGUUUGGCUAAUCAGCUUCUCACCGAUCUUGUGGACACCAAUUACUACUAUCUCUUCGAUCUGAAAAGUUUCUUCACUGCCAAAGCACUCAAUGUGGCGAUCCCGGGUGGACCCAAAUUUGAGCCACUUGUCAAAGAUGUGAAUACAGAUGAGGACUGGAACGAAUUUAAUGACAUCAACAAGAUCAUCAUCCGAGCACCGAUUCGUACCGAGUAUCGAAUUGCGUUCCCCUAUAUGUACAACAAUUUGCUGAAUUCUCUUCCAGUGCAAGUGGCUUGGUAUCAUGAACCAUCAGUCGUGUUCAUCAAAACAGAAGACCCAGAUUUGCCAGCUUUUUACUAUGAUCCUUUGAUCAAUCCCAUUGCUACGAGUGCAACUGAAAGAGCUGCGGAACCACUACCAGAAGAUGAGGAAUUGGAUGAAUGGGAGCUCCCUGAAGAUGUCAUACCAAUCUUUGAAGAUGUGCCACUCUAUUCGGACAACACUCACAAUGGCAUCGCACUCAUGUGGGCACCAAGACCGUUCAAUCUGCGAUCGGGAAGAACACGCCGCGCUCUUGAUGUUCCACUUGUCAAAUCAUGGUAUAGAGAACAUUGCCCCGCAGGAAUGCCAGUAAAAGUUCGCGUUUCGUAUCAAAAGCUACUGAAGGUGUUUGUGCUAAAUGCUUUGAAACAUCGCCCACCGAAACCACAAAAGAGACGUUACUUGUUCCGAUCAUUCAAGGGGACAAAGUUUUUCCAACAAACCACCUUAGAUUGGGUUGAAGCUGGCUUGCAGGUGCUUCGCCAAGGCUACAACAUGUUGAAUUUGCUGAUUCACCGAAAGAAUCUCAACUAUCUCCAUCUCGACUACAAUUUCAACUUAAAACCCGUGAAGACAUUGACAACCAAGGAAAGAAAGAAGUCUCGUUUCGGAAAUGCUUUCCAUUUGUGCCGUGAAAUUCUGCGUUUAACAAAGCUGGUUGUUGAUGCCCAUGUGCAAUACCGUUUGAACAACGUCGAUGCUUAUCAAUUGGCUGAUGGAAUGCAGUACAUUUUUGGACACGUUGGACAACUUACGGGAAUGUAUCGUUACAAAUACAAGCUGAUGCGACAAGUACGAAUGUGCAAAGACCUCAAACAUGUGAUCUACUAUCGCUUCAAUACUGGACCUGUGGGCAAGGGACCCGGCUGCGGAUUUUGGGCUCCCGGCUGGCGUGUUUGGUUGUUCUUCCUUCGAGGUAUUACACCUUUACUCGAACGAUGGCUGGGAAAUUUGCUCUCUCGCCAAUUCGAAGGUCGUCAUUCUAAGGGAGUCGCAAAGACGGUUACAAAGCAACGUGUUGAAUCUCACUUCGAUUUGGAACUGAGAGCUGCGGUCCUUCACGAUCUUUUGGACAUGAUGCCUGAGGGAAUCAAGCAGAACAAGGCUCGAGUGAUUCUUCAACAUCUCAGCGAGGCUUGGAGAUGCUGGAAAGCAAACAUUCCUUGGAAGGUGCCUGGUCUUCCAACGCCAGUCGAGAACAUGAUUCUUCGUUACGUCAAGGCAAAGGCUGAUUGGUGGACAAACUCGGCUCAUUACAAUAGGGAGCGUGUUCGACGUGGUGCAACCGUGGACAAAACUGUGUGCAAGAAGAAUCUCGGACGACUCACCCGUCUCUACUUGAAGGCUGAACAAGAAAGGCAACACAACUAUUUGAAGGAUGGACCCUACAUCUCGGCCGAGGAAGCUGUCGCCAUCUACACGACCACUGUGCAUUGGCUGGAGUCGCGUCGCUUCUCACCAAUUCCUUUCCCACCAUUGUCGUACAAGCACGAUACAAAACUGCUCAUUUUGGCACUUGAACGACUCAAAGAAGCUUAUUCGGUCAAGAAUCGUCUCAACCAAUCACAAAGAGAAGAGCUCGCCUUGAUUGAGCAAGCAUACGACAAUCCUCAUGAAGCUCUUUCUCGGAUCAAACGUCAUAUGCUCACCCAAAGAACAUUCAAAGAAGUACAAAUCGAGUUUAUGGACCUCUACCAGCACUUGCUUCCUGUGUACGACAUCGAACCUCAUGAGAAAGUUACCGACGCCUAUCUUGAUCAAUAUCUGUGGUAUGAAGCCGACAAGCGAAGAUUGUUCCCAUCUUGGAUCAAACCGGCUGACAGUGAACCACCACCACUUUUGGUGUACAAAUGGUGUCAAGGGAUCAACAAUCUACAAGAUAUAUGGGAAACAUCGGAAGGAGAAUGCAAUGUGAUGAUGGAGGCAAAAUUGGAGAAGAUUUGCGAGAAAGUUGACAUUUUGAUGCUGAACAGAUUGCUUCGAUUGAUCGUUGAUCACAACAUUGCCGACUACAUGUCCGCAAAGAAUAAUGUCACUAUUACGUACAAGGAUAUGAAUCACACGAACUCAUUUGGAAUUAUCCGUGGACUUCAAUUUGCUUCGUUCAUUGUGCAGUACUAUGGCUUGGUGCUCGAUCUGCUGAUUCUCGGUUUGCGACGUGCCAGUCAAAUUACCGGUCCUCCACAAUGUCCCAAUGAGUUCCUCACUUUUCAAGAUAUUUCCACGGAAACCGGCCAUCCAAUCCGCUUGUACUGUCGCUACGUCGAUCGAAUUUGGGUCCUGUUCAGAUUCAAUGCUGAUGAAAGUCGCGAUCUCAUUCAACGAUACCUUACGGAACACCCGGACCCAAAUAAUGAAAACAUUGUGGGAUACAACAACAAGAAGUGCUGGCCUCGAGAUGCUCGAAUGCGUUUGAUGAAACACGAUGUGAACCUUGGACGAGCUGUGUUUUGGGACAUAAAGAAUCGUCUGCCUCGUUCUGUCACAACGAUUGAGUGGGAAAGUUCGUUUGUGUCGGUAUACUCAAAGGACAACCCGAACCUUCUCUUCGACAUGGGUGGAUUUGAGUGUCGUAUUUUGCCAAAAUGCCGAACAACACAUGAAGAGAUCACACAUCGCGAUGGUGUUUGGAAUUUGCAGAAUGAGGUUACCAAAGAAAGGACAGCUCAAUGCUUCUUGCGAGUUGAUGAUGAUUCGAUGAGCAAAUUCCACAACAGAAUUCGACAAAUCCUGAUGAGCUCUGGAUCGACUACUUUCACAAAAAUUGUUAAUAAAUGGAACACUGCUCUUAUUGGAUUGAUGACUUACUUCAGAGAAGCUGUCGUGAACACGCAAGAACUUCUCGAUCUCUUGGUGAAGUGCGAGAACAAGAUCCAGACGCGUAUCAAGAUUGGCCUUAACUCGAAGAUGCCCGCUCGUUUCCCUCCGGUCGUUUUCUACACACCAAAAGAAAUUGGCGGUCUUGGAAUGCUCUCCAUGGGUCACGUGCUCAUUCCACAAUCCGAUCUCCGCUGGAUACAACAAACUGAUUCCGGUGGUGUUACUCAUUUCCGUUCAGGAAUGACUCACGACGAAGAUCAGUUGAUCCCAAAUUUGUAUCGCUACAUUCAGCCUUGGGAAGCCGAAUUUGUGGACUCUCAGCGUGUUUGGGCCGAAUACGCUCUCAAAAGACAAGAAGCAAAUGCGCAGAAUAGACGCUUGACAUUGGAAGACUUGGAUGAUUCCUGGGAUCGUGGAAUUCCGCGAAUCAACACACUUUUCCAAAAAGAUCGACACACCCUUGCUUACGACAAAGGAUGGCGUGUCCGAACUGAAUUCAAGGCUUACCAAAUUCUCAAGCAGAAUCCGUUCUGGUGGACUCAUCAACGUCACGACGGAAAGCUUUGGAAUUUGAACAACUACAGAACGGACAUGAUUCAAGCACUUGGUGGAGUAGAGGGAAUCUUGGAACACACGCUUUUCAGAGGAACAUACUUCCCCACAUGGGAGGGUCUUUUCUGGGAACGCGCCUCAGGUUUCGAAGAGUCGAUGAAGUUCAAGAAGUUGACCAAUGCUCAACGAUCUGGUUUGAAUCAAAUCCCGAAUCGACGCUUUACGCUUUGGUGGUCGCCAACAAUCAACCGAGCUAACGUGUACGUCGGUUUCCAAGUACAACUGGAUCUCACUGGAAUCUUCAUGCAUGGCAAAAUCCCAACACUCAAAAUCUCGCUUAUCCAAAUCUUCCGUGCUCACUUGUGGCAGAAAAUUCACGAGUCAGUGGUGAUGGAUCUUUGUCAGGUGUUUGAUCAAGAAUUGGAUGCACUCGAAAUCCAAACCGUGCAGAAGGAAACGAUCCAUCCCAGAAAAUCCUACAAGAUGAAUUCCUCUUGUGCUGAUGUUCUUCUCUUUGCCCAAUACAAGUGGCCUGUCAGUCGACCAUCGCUACUUCCUGAUAGCAAGGAUAUCAUGGACAAUACGACAACGCAGAAAUACUGGCUCGACAUUCAAUUGCGAUGGGGCGAUUUCGAUUCACACGAUAUUGAAAGAUACGCGAGAGCAAAGUUCCUGGAUUACACUACGGAUAACAUGUCGAUCUAUCCAUCACCAACUGGAGUUCUGAUUGCGAUCGAUUUGGCUUACAAUUUAUACUCAGCAUACGGAAAUUGGUUCCCUGGCAUCAAACCGUUGAUUCGACAAGCCAUGGCCAAGAUCAUUAAGGCAAAUCCCGCUUUCUAUGUGUUGCGUGAACGUAUCCGAAAAGGUCUUCAACUGUAUUCGUCUGAGCCAACCGAGCCGUAUUUGACUUCGCAGAAUUAUGGAGAGCUCUUCAGCAACCAAAUCAUUUGGUUUGUCGAUGAUACAAAUGUAUACCGUGUCACAAUCCACAAGACGUUCGAAGGAAAUCUCACUACGAAGCCGAUUAAUGGAGCUAUUUUCAUCUUCAACCCGAGGACUGGACAGCUUUUCUUGAAGAUCAUUCACACUUCCGUAUGGGCAGGACAAAAGCGUCUUUCACAGCUUGCUAAAUGGAAAACCGCAGAAGAAGUGGCUGCUCUCAUUCGAUCAUUGCCCGUUGAAGAGCAACCCAGGCAGAUCAUCGUGACAAGAAAGGCUAUGCUUGAUCCAUUGGAGGUCCACUUGCUCGACUUCCCCAACAUUGUCAUCAAAGGAUCCGAGUUGAUGUUGCCAUUCCAAGCGAUUAUGAAGGUUGAGAAAUUCGGAGAUCUCAUCUUGAAAGCAACGGAACCUCAAAUGGUGCUCUUCAAUCUGUACGAUGAUUGGCUGAAAACGAUUUCUUCGUACACUGCCUUUUCAAGAGUGAUUUUGAUUAUGAGAGGCAUGCACAUCAAUCCAGACAAGACGAAGGUGAUUCUAAAGCCGGAUAAAACAACAACAACCGAGCCACAUCACAUUUGGCCAAGUCUUGGUGACGAAGAAUGGAUCAAAGUGGAGCUUUCGCUGAAGGAUAUGAUUUUGGCCGAUUAUGGAAAGAAGAACAAUGUCAAUGUAGCCUCAUUGACUCAAUCGGAGGUCCGCGAUAUUAUUCUUGGUAUGGAAAUCUCGGCCCCCUCUCAACAACGUCAACAAAUUGCCGAGAUUGAAAAGCAAACGAAAGAACAAAGCCAAGUCACAGCCACAACUACGAGAACUGUCAACAAACAUGGAGAUGAAAUCAUCACAGCGACGACAUCAAAUUAUGAGACAGCCUCGUUUGCUUCGAGAACUGAGUGGCGUGUGCGAGCUAUCUCAUCGACAAACCUUCACUUGAGAACACAGCAUAUCUAUGUGAACUCGGAUGAUGUGAAAGACACUGGUUACACCUACAUAUUGCCGAAAAAUAUCUUGAAGAAGUUUAUCACAAUUUCGGAUCUUCGAACUCAAAUUGCUGGAUUCAUGUAUGGUGUCUCGCCUCCGGACAACUCGCAAGUGAAAGAAAUUCGAUGCAUUGUGUUGACACCACAGACGGGAACGCAUCAAGUUGUGGCCCUCCCUCAAAAUUUGCCUCGACACGAGCUGCUGAAUGAUUUGGAACCACUUGGAUGGAUGCACACUCAACCCAAUGAGCUGCCACAACUGUCGCCACAAGACGUGACAUUACAUGCAAAAGUGCUGACUGACAAUGCGGCUUGGGAUGGAGAGAAGUCAAUUGUGAUCACUUGCUCGUUUACGCCUGGAUCAGUCUCGCUCACCUCUUACAAAUUGACACCAUCUGGAUAUGAGUGGGGAAAGGCAAACACUGAUAAAGGAAACAAUCCAAAGGGAUACUUGCCAUCGCAUUACGAGAAAGUUCAGAUGCUACUCUCCGACAAAUUCCUUGGCUUCUUCAUGGUUCCAUCAAACGGUGUUUGGAAUUACAAUUUCCAAGGUGUUCGCUUUGAGCCAUCGAUGAAAUACGACUUGUGUCUGGCUCAGCCAAAAGAAUUCUAUCAUGAAGAUCAUCGCCCUGUGCACUUCCGAAACUUUAAAGCCUUUGAUGAUCCACUUGGAAUUUCGGCUGCUGAUCGGGAAGAUUUGUUC
Molecule: messenger RNA, 7140 nt
Organism: Mesorhabditis belari
Lineage: Eukaryota; Metazoa; Nematoda; Chromadorea; Rhabditida; Rhabditidae
Source: the annotation of a GenBank genome assembly